This is a messenger RNA of Laetiporus sulphureus 93-53, 1096 nucleotides long. RefSeq names its product DUF537-domain-containing protein. The coding region runs from base 63 to 869 and encodes 268 amino acids. The transcript is spliced from 8 exons. The record is from RefSeq and is a predicted model, not a curated record. Gene Ontology annotation, molecular function: mRNA base-pairing post-transcriptional repressor activity; RNA nuclease activity; CCR4-NOT complex binding. Gene Ontology annotation, cellular component: cytoplasm; peroxisome. Gene Ontology annotation, biological process: post-transcriptional gene silencing. NCBI's taxonomy places the organism in Eukaryota, Fungi, Basidiomycota, Agaricomycetes, Polyporales, Laetiporaceae.
UGUGUAAUCUCAUCCGCAUGUGAUCGCAAGCCACCGACUUCACCAGACUUCACCUCCCCCAAAUGUUGCCCAUCUUCAGACUCCACUUCCGGGCUGCUGCAGUAUCUCCAUAUCUUAGAGUUCACGGCUCACAACGAUGGUGGAGGCAGCCCAAUAUCGCCGUAAUAUCUAGAAGACUAAGCACUGCUGUUGAAGAACCCGAGGCGCCACCGAAGAAGGUUGCAAUAUUCUGGGAUUACGAGAAUUGUGCGCUGCCAUCAGGCAAGGACGGUCCUUCCAUAGUGCAUGCACUAAGCCGCUAUGCAAAAAGCCACGGAAAUGUGACGACGUUCCGCGCGUACCUCGAUCGUAUGGCAGCAUCUACUGAACAGAGGGCAAUGCUACGUCGAUGCGGCGUCACGAUCUGCGAUUGUCCACACGAUGGUGACAAAGAUGUUGCCGACAAAGCAAUGAUAGUGGAUAUGUUUCAGUGGGCCCUAGGCCAGCCGGCUCCCAGCACCAUUAUUCUCAUCUCAGGGGACAAGGACUUCGCAUAUGCGGUAUCUACCCUGUCGCUCCGUCAGUACACCAUGAUUGUCAUUGCUCCUAAAUUCGCGCACGACACGCUCAGGGUGGUGCAGACCGCUGCUCUUCUCCCCUGGGCGGAUGCAUUCUUGCCUGAGCUAGCCCCCAAAAUUGUUCCGAAAGCGUCGCAGAUUCAUGCAGCUGCUUCGAAUCUUCCCAGUUCUGAAGAGUUGUCAGAAUGGCCUUCUACAUUUAGAGUCGUUGCCGCAUCCGAAGAAGAGCAAGUGACUAAUACGCAUGCGAAAUCAGGCGAAUCAGACUUGGGCGAAAGCGAACCUACAACGGUUAGACCCGAAGGUGAUUAGCAGAUAUUGCUGAAAUGCUUGCCGAACCCGAACCCGAACCCGAACCUCCAGAAUAUGCGCGCGUUUUUCAGCCGAUGGUAGAGACGCUGAGAUCACGGCUGCAGCAAGGGAGCGAGUACAUACUAUACACGCAGCUGGCGUCACAACUUGCCUCAGAGGUUCCAUGGAUCUACAAAGAAAUCGGCCACUCAAGCUUCAAGAAAUACGUUCUAUUAGCGCAUGAAGCU